Molecule: messenger RNA, 1146 nt
Organism: Alternaria ethzedia
Lineage: Eukaryota; Fungi; Ascomycota; Dothideomycetes; Pleosporales; Pleosporaceae
Exons: 1
Coding region: 1-1146 (381 amino acids)
Source: RefSeq, a predicted model, not a curated record
AUGGAGAUAUCUGAAUCUUUGAACAAGAACUUCUGGCAAAAGGCCUUCCAGGGCCCUAGCCAAAACGUCUCGUGUGUACGACAUGCAGUUAUGGCUCUUGGCGCCGUCCAUUGGCAAUUCACAACAUGCGACCACGACAAGCCAUCAAGUCUUGAAGCUUUUACCCUGUCGCACUACAAUGAUGCCAUAUCUGGUCUGAUACACGGAAGAGGCACUGCGAACGAUUCCCCAUCCGAUCUAGUCACUAUCCUGACAUGUUGCGUCUUGUUUGCCAUUCUCGAGAGCCUACGCGGCAACUUCAGUGAAGCGAUUCGGCACAUCAAGUCUGGGACAGAAGUCAUUGCGAACCACAAACCCAAAACAUACCUACCUAAUCGUGAUAUCGAGGAACUAGCAGCUAUAUUCCAUGCCAUUGGCAGCCAAGUCGGGCUCUUCUCCCCGAACCGUAUAUUCGCAGACAUCACGCCAUUCAUGGUACCGAAAAAGAAGUACAACAAACCCGCUAGAAAGCUUCGGGAUCUCGUCGAAGCGGAAGAUGUGAUGAACACGUUCGAUGAUGUCAUCACGCACAUCUCAUGGGACUUGGAGCAGGAUCGCGACCCUAACAAUUCCGAGUGCGAAAAGCAAUGGGCAAUCUUGCGACAACGAUUGCGAGUAUGGGAUAUACAAUUCCGGGACAUCGUGAAGAACCUAAUAGGCACAGCCGAAUACACAAGAAACCUAGAAAGAAUCGUCAAUCUGAAAAUUCAGUACAAACUCUGGGAGUUGCUACUAGCCGAGGAGAGCCCUGCAGUCGAUUGCGACAACCAGCCCACUGGCCAACUCGACGCUGUAGAAUGCAGUCUCCUACUCGACGACCUCGAUCGCUUGUGGAGCAAGUCGAAACAACCACUCUACGGACUCAAAACGGAUCUCACCACGGCGUUGUUCCAGCUAUAUGUUUUUUGCGCUGAUGUGGCAGUACGGCGGAGGAUUAUUAGUAUGCUGCGGUCGCGGAGGAGGAGAGAGAUUCUUUGGGAUAGUCUGGAGUUGGCGAAUUUCUUGGAGAGGGAUAUGGCUCGGAGGGCAGCUGGGUACCAGACGGAAAUUUGGCCGGAUAUAGGUCCUUCGCCGGACGAGAGUGCGCUGAUAGUGUUUAGGACUUAG